This is a messenger RNA of Phytophthora megakarya, 504 nucleotides long. Lineage: Eukaryota; Oomycota; Peronosporomycetes; Peronosporales; Peronosporaceae. The record is from the annotation of a GenBank genome assembly.
AUGGGCAUCUCCGAUCUUGAUCUGGGUAUUGACUAUCAACGUGUGAACAACUUCAUCCAGCUAUCCCGUUACCCGCUACCUCUUAAUUUCGAGAAGGCACUCUGGUUCAUGAGUCUGAAAAUGGCAAGCGCUUUCUGGGCAAUCAGGAUGACUGAAAGAACCAAGCCGAUAGCAGCUUUUGUAUGUCCGUUUGGACACUUCCACUGGAUUCGGAUGCCGUUUACACUAAAAAAUACACCUCUAAUUUACCACCAAGUAAUCAACAAAUUCAUACCACGAAUUUCUGAUUACCUGACAUUGGACCCCCAGGAUGGCGGACCUCUAGGGUGUGGAAUUCCAGGGUAUACCGGUUGCGAGAACAACCAUACUCCUCGACUAUUACCAACCUUGGCGGACAAAAUGACUGUGUUUAAGACGAACAUCCCUGCUCCGACGCAGAUCUCACCUGUCCUGGGAUGUAGCUCGUACAUUGACGACAUCGCACUAAAUAAUGUGGGCUCUUGA